UACACGAAUAAUUGCACGGUUCUAGUUUCUGUUUUAGCUAUAUCAUUAUACCCGGGACCUAUUGAGGUUUCCCUUGUCUGUCAUGUACUUGCUCUUUCCUGUUUCGGAAUCCAACAAUGUUGCACCUUCCUUCUUUGCACGAAAUUAUCCCUCCCAGAAUUACUGCAUUGUGUCUUCCCAGAUUCCCGACGCCCUCCUUUUCUUCUUUCAUCCACAUCAGAGCAUACUACUACUUUACUCUCUUAGUCGCAGGCUCAAUAUGCCAAGAGUUGUAUCCUUCAGUGUCAAGACCUCCGCCCUCGUGAUCGCAUUGGUUCUGGUCCCCAUCGUCGUCCUCUGUUGCUGUCUUGCUGUUGCGAUUGCCUGCUCAGAGUACUGGAGCUCCAGGUCUUCUCGCUGCUCCUGUUGCCCACGAAUCCGUUUCCGCUGGUUCAAAGGAUUCAAAGGGCGCAAGAGAAAGCACUCAGACCCCACUUCUUCCAGUUCGACCGAAACACCUGGACUCUCGGCGACCCCUUCUGUGUACGGUGACCCUGUCCUUACAAGGGAACAAGUCUAAACCUACGCCGUGGCUUGUUUUUGGCCUUCCUCUCCUUUCCCAGACGAACUAUACUCACCAAUGGAAGACAUCAUACCGAAGCCCCUCCGGGUUAUCAAGACGCAAUCGAACUCCAAGCAUGAAAUCCGUUCAGUAUCACGAUCGUCUUAUCCCUCGAUUCCCUGCAGAAGCUCUUCUCUAGGUUUGGAUUCGCGACAGGUUUCGAGCGAUUCCUCAAAUUCAACCACCCCGUCACCAUCCCCCUUUCGUGACGACUCUGAACCGAUCAAGAUCCGAAAAAGAAGCCGAGCUUAUACACUAUCAAGUCAAGAUCGAGAUAGCGAAGGCCAAUCUGUCAGUUAUCCCAGGAGGUUUGAUGAAGUACCGCACCCGCCUUCACUGCUC
Molecule: messenger RNA, 943 nt
Organism: Aspergillus ruber CBS 135680
Lineage: Eukaryota; Fungi; Ascomycota; Eurotiomycetes; Eurotiales; Aspergillaceae
Exons: 1
Coding region: 83-559 (158 amino acids)
Source: RefSeq, a predicted model, not a curated record